Molecule: messenger RNA, 768 nt
Organism: Darwinula stevensoni
Lineage: Eukaryota; Metazoa; Arthropoda; Ostracoda; Podocopida; Darwinulidae
Source: the annotation of a GenBank genome assembly
AUGGCAUCACUGUUCCUGUUCAGCAAGAUGGCGUUAAACCUCUCCGUCAGUGUUCAUCCGGUGGUUCUACUGACCAUCGUAGACUCUUAUGAAAGAAGAAACGAGCAUGCCCAGCGGGUCAUUGGAACUCUUCUUGGAACCAUGGACAAGGGUAAGGUGGAGAUCACCAACUGCUUCUCCGUCCCCCACAACGAAUCUGAUGUCGAGGUAGCAGUUGAGCUGGAUUUUGCCAAAGACAUGUACGAGUUAUAUCACAAAGUGAACUUGACAGAGACCAUUGUGGGAUGGUUUGCCACUGGACCUGAAAUUACUGAGCAUUCUGUUCUCAUUCAUGAAUAUUACUCCAGGGAAUGCCCAAACCCUCUUCAUCUCACUGUGGACACCUCCCUCUCCAAUUUUGGACUUGAUGUCAAGGCAUACAUUAGUGUGCCAAUGGGAGUUCCUGGAAAAACAAGUGGCACCAUGUUUGCAUCUCUACCUGUUGCCAUCACAAGCUAUGAACCUGAAACAGUUGGAAUCACAGCUAGUUUGAAAGGAGGGGUUAAUCCUCAGAAGGUGGUGGAUUGUCCAUCUGACCUCCAGCAAGUGGCAGCUGCAUCCAAGCGCAUGCAAGAGAUGUUGGAUGUGGUGAUGGAUUAUGUGGAUCGUAUUUUGGAGGAAAAGAUCCCUCCCAACAAAGAGAUUGGUCGCCAUCUCCUUAGUCUUGCCCAUUCCAUUCCCAAGAUGUCUCCUGAGGAAUUUGAGGAAAUGCUCAACACCAACGUGAAG